This is a messenger RNA of Kwoniella shivajii, 1209 nucleotides long. RefSeq lists its product as uncharacterized. Lineage: Eukaryota; Fungi; Basidiomycota; Tremellomycetes; Tremellales; Cryptococcaceae. The record is from RefSeq and is a predicted model, not a curated record. Gene Ontology annotation, molecular function: nucleotide binding. The transcript has 6 exons. The coding region runs from base 1 to 1209 and encodes 402 amino acids.
AUGGCUAUGGUUUUACAGCUUACCACGUUUCUCCAACAGUAUUUAUACUCUAGACCCGACGUCAAAGCCCUUGAUAAAGAACACGACGCAGUGAAAUUGGGUAUCGUCGGAGGAUCAGCUAUGAUCAAUGCUGCCGCUAUCAUUCAUCCAGUAGAGACGCAUCCUGGAGCCAAGAUCAUCGCUGUCGGCAGUAGAGAUAUCAAAGACGCAGAAAGUGUCGCUAAGAAAUACAAUAUACCUAAAGCUUACGGAAGUUACGAGGAAUUACUCGCUGAUCAGGAUGUAGAAGCAGUAUACAUCAGUGUACCUAAUGGUCUUCAUGGAGAAUGGGCGAUCAAGUCUCUCCAAGCAGGCAAACAUGUCCUCUUGGAGAAGCCAUUUACGUCCAACGGUCCCGAAGCUCGAAGAGUAUUUGAGGAAGCAGAUAGAUGCGGCAAAAUCUGUCUCGAAGCGUUCCAUUGGCAAUUCCAUCCAGCUAGCCACGUCGUCAAGAGUUUAGUUUCUAGUGGAAAGUUUGGAGAUAUUAAGAAGACUUAUGCUAGAAUGGUGACACCCAAGAAUACUAUUCCUGGUAACGAUAUCCGAUGGCAAUGGGCUUUAGGUGGUGGAGCCUUGAUGGAUGAAACGUAUGCCCUUCACUCUACUCGAUAUUACGUCGGGGGUGAUUCGAAGACUUUGCUCCCAACCGGAGUGAAACCUGUAGUUGUUUCCGCGAAGAGUAAACCUUACAGUGCCGAUAAGAGGGUAGACUCUGCCAGUUGGGCCGACUUGAGAUUUGAUCUGGAAGACGGAAAAGCCGUUGAGUCCAAGAUAUACGUUGAUAUGGAUCAGCCUAAUUUGGGUUUCAUCAUUCCCAAGGCUUGGCAACUUCCUGCGAUUGAGAUUGAUUGCGAAAAAGCUACCGUCUAUUACUAUAACUUCAUGAUGCCUCACAUCUAUCAUUAUAUCGCUAUAACAGAUAAAAUCACCAAACACGUUACCUACCAGAAACACUACAACUACGGUCCGAAAUGGAAAGAUGUUGGUGAUGUUCAUUGGAGCACCUACAGGUAUCAACUCGAGGCUUUCGUUGACAAAAUCAAGGGACGAGAACCCAAGCAUUGGAUCAUUCCUGAAGAUUCCAUAGCACAAAUGGAAACUAUUGACGAUAUUUACGAGAAAACAGGACUCGGACCUCGACCCACAACAAGCCAAAUCAGCAAAAACUGA